This is a messenger RNA of Morone saxatilis (striped sea-bass), 3015 nucleotides long. It is a transcript of the gene klhdc7a, whose product is annotated as kelch domain containing 7A. The record is from RefSeq and is a predicted model, not a curated record. Bases 81 to 2231 code for a protein of 716 amino acids. Lineage: Eukaryota; Metazoa; Chordata; Actinopteri; Moronidae. The transcript is spliced from 2 exons. Gene Ontology annotation, molecular function: protein binding.
CUACCGUCAGCUGAGACGCACUGACAAUAACAUUCAAUAGGAUCAGUGAACCAAUCGUUGCCACCAUCACUGCUACAGCUAUGCCCAUUGCAGAUCUUUUGGGAGUCCAGUUCGACAUGCAGCUGCUGUUGAAACUGAGUCUCUCUGUGGCUGCGGUGCUGCUGGUUUCUUGGGCCUACAGGUUCUACAGCUCCAGGGAUGCAAAGAAAAUUCCAGUCUGUGUCAAAGACAACAAAGAGCCAGAAAAUGCAACCUGCCAAAACUGCAAGACAACACUACGAUUUCAAGACUCACCAAAACAUGACACAGAUGAUGGGGGCAAGCAACUCAGACCCUCGCACACAGACUCAGCUACUGAUGACCUGACAUCUGACAGCACCAAGGAAACGGCAGCAGAAGCUUGUCCACGCCAAGAGAGUGGGAUGGUCAGUACAACGGGCCGCCGCUCCCCUUGCUUUUUGCAGAAGCUGGAGGGCAGUGUGGGUGUGGGCAGGGAGUUAAGGCAGGACUUGGAGCGCCAGGGGGCCUACUCCAGCUUCCUCUCCAAGGCAGAGAUCAAAGUGAAGGAUGCUAACGUGGUACUGGAAGGAACAGGAGACCAGAUUGUGCGCGGAAAGAUAUAUGAUUAUUAUGUUGAGUCUUCCUCUCACUCGAUUACAGACUCAAAUACUGUGCUGGGUCAGUUUGAGAGAAACUGUGAGUCGCAGCCAGUGGAGUUUGGAAGUCAUGGCAGCAGCCUCACAGAAUCUCCUUCCUCCCUGAGCCCCAUCAUUAUGCGUGAUCUGGUUUUACCACAAAGCACUGCUGAGGAUCCCUCCACACUUGGAAACCUCAAGCUGAGGCACCCUGCAAGGCCUGUACUCCUACGCAAGGAGAGCUAUCUGUCUGCAGCUGAGCAGUCUGAGCUUUCCAUCCCCUUUCUAACAUCAAGAGCCUCAACUCCAAUGACUAACUCUCCAGCCUCAACCAGCGAUACCAUCUAUGUUCACACUAUGAUCUUUAGCUCUACAGACAGCAAAGAUCUUAAUAUGAGGGAGAGGGCAGAUCUAGAGACUGUAGCAGGGGCUCCAUUUUUACACCUUCCAGCAAAAAUUCUUAACAGCACAGAUUUGGAAAGCUUGAAGAGUAAACUUGAUCUGGGUAACUGUUUGGAGACACUGUAUCUGGCCAAGAAACAUGGCCAGCCCGCUGUGCAGCAAGCAGCCCUGGGAGUCAUGUCAGACAACUACCUCCAGGUGCUCAGGGACCCCAACCUUUAUGGGCGGCUAAUGGCUGGUGAGCGGGAACAAAUCCAGAAGCAGAGAAUGAGAGGGAGAAGGUUCGUCAUGGUGGCAGAUAUGGACCCUCAAGACUGGGCAAGGAACACAGGAGGGCCGACAGCAGAAACAGAGCAGAGGAGGACAUCCAGUGCAGUGUACUAUUAUGAUGACUACAAAGACACCUGGCAUACACUCUGCCUGAUCCCACAGGAGGUCAUCUCUAAAGCCUGUGCCAUGUGCACAAUGGAUAACUACUUAUUUGUGACAGUGGGCUGCCAAGGCACAGACAGAGAAAUGACACCCUCAAAGCAAGUGUUUUGCUACAAUCCUUUGACAUCCAUUUGGAAGGAGAUCAGUCCUAUGAAUGAAGCCAGGCCCCGCUGCAAACUGGCAGCUCUCGAGGGCUACAUCUACGCCAUCGGAGGGGAGUGCCUCUCCUCAGUGGAGCGCUAUGACCCACGUUUGGACAGAUGGACAUUUGUGGCUCCACUGCCUAAUGAUACAUUUGCUGUGGCACAUCACGUCACAGUGUGCAAUGGAGAGCUUUUUGUUUCUGGGGGAACACUUAGAUAUAUCUUACUGCGCUACAGCCCCAAAACCAACACCUGGAGGCCAAGUCUGUUAGUAGGUAGCAAAGACAGAACUGCAGAUAUGGUAGCUGUGGGGAGAUUUUUGUAUCGGUUUGAUGUUAACCCACUGCUGGGUGUCAGUGUAUAUCGCUACCAUACAGUAGCUCGACUGUGGUAUGAGUGCAGCUCCAAACGGCUUCUGCGCUGCCCUGCCUUCCAGUGUGUCACGAUGGAUGACACAAUCUAUUGUGUCAGCCGCCAGUUCACCAUGAAGUUUGAGGCUGAUGAGAUCUCUCCUGCUUUCAUAGAUGAGAAUUUGAGUGUCCUCUCUGCAGCGAAGGGCAUACUUUUCCCCUUUGUCCUUUCACUCCCUGAUAAGAAGCCUCGGCAGACUAGUGUGUAAUGAGGACUCAGUUUUCCAUUGAUGAUAAGAUUAGGUGGUGAUGGAGUAUCUCUACAAGAGCAUGUGUUACAUCAAGUUUCUUGUUGACUUACUGGGUUUUUCUUCCAUGUUUAUGUCCAACCCAGCCCAACCCCAAAUGUUAUUGCAAAAUUGUAACCACUGUGUUGUCAUUUAUUUGACAUGUUACUAAGAUCACCUUUACACACAGCUUCUGUUUCUGGAACUAAUUUGUUUUGUUGGAUUGGCUAUUGCACAAGGAAAUGUGUGUUUUUUAUGUCUCGGUCCUUUGCAGUAGAUGUAAUAUAUUAGACUCUUAAUGGUAGUCAAACUACUGUUUCCUUAGAUUUAUGCAGGAUGUGCUGCCAUGUAAACUGUUUGCUUCUUUGAUUUGCCACUCCUUCCUGCCAUUAAGUUAGUUUUAUAUCAUCCCAGAUGCUUAACCUCUUUAGCUGUAAAGAUAAUUCAUAAGAGUAAAUGAGUUCAUUCAACUCUAACAUAUUACAGAGAAUGGGAAACAUAGUGAUAAUGUAUCACUGCUCCACUGUGUAGGGCACAAAUAUAACUUACACAAUGGCCUGGAUACAAUGCAAUUAUCUACAGUUGCUCUUUAAAUAUGACAGGGUGUAAAUGGUUUUGUCAUGCAAUAUAAAUAGGUAAACUCCUAAAAGCAUUUGUCACUACUUUUGAAACUCCUCUAACACUCAGAUUAUAUAAUUAUAAUUUUAGUCACUCUUCACUGGUAGCCAUUUGUUUAAAUUUUGACUUGCUGGAUUUUUUUGUUAAU